GCAUGUGUAAAUCCAGCCCAACAUUAACUACGAGUACAUGUUCAGGGCGCUAGGUCUCGGCGAUAAGGCGCAGAGCGAUGAAAGUUGAGUUUGUAAGAAUCGAACUGUUUUCCUCAUCGGUCGACAGAUUCGAUCGUCUCGUUCUGUUCAUUGGAGAGAGAUUCUCAAAGCGUGGUUAAGGCACUUUGUAAUGGUGUUGAAAAGGACGACGGAGUCUAUCGCCAAUGGUAAUGAAUGGGACGCAUAUUAUGUGUUCGUCAAAAUGUCCCACCUGACUGCAUCAUAAACAUAGUUCAAGAAAAGAUUAAAUAUUAUUAAGCAGAGCCCUCAGACGGAAGACUCGAGAAUCCUCCGCCGCAAUUUCAUAAUGAAAGUCGGUUCUUCAAAGGCUUGCCUUGCCUCCUAAACCUACAAUGCCUGGUAAAAAAACCAGGUAACCUUUAGCUUUACCAUAAUUUAUGCGUGAUUAGCCCUACUUAUAAGAUGUUGCAACAGGUGGGAAGCACCAACCAAACGUACAUUACAUGGACUUGUAACAAAACAAUACGUUAAUGCGUUUUUUCGAAAAUUAUAUAUAUAUAUAAUUUUUUCUUAAAUUUGGGAAACCGCCAUCACCUGGUGAUGAUGCUCUAGCAGUGGCUGGAGACAGUCAGGACACUUCAAGAAGGAAAGGCAUCUCUCUCAUAAAAUCAAACAAACAGUAACCCAAUUCAAUAUGUUGUCUGUAGAGAGUGAAACCUACUUAUCAAAUGUCUCAAUGACUUACAUAUGAUUUUAUCUUGAUUUUCUUCUAUAUCUAGAUUGACUUCCUCGUCGAAGUUGAUUGAAAUCUUCUGCCACUCUUGUUCCAUUCCAUGUUUUACAAUUCCACGACUAACAGUUGAAGUCUUUGCCAUAUUGGCUUUUUUUUUUAAAAUUGGAUUUAAGGAGGAAAAGAGCUUUUCUUAAGCAUUUAUAAUAGAAUUGUAAGGAAUUGUACAGACUACGGAGAAAUAAUUGAAGGGGAUUAAAAUCUCAUGGAAAUAGGGUUUUUAAAUCCUACAAAGGGACAUUGUUGGUACUAUGUUUAUAACCAAAAAAAAAAGUUAUACAGUUCUGUAUAAGUUUUCCAAUCAACCUUUGCUAUCUUCCUUGACAAUGAUUUAUUUCCUUCCCCUCUUUUUAUAGACUUUUAUUCCAAGAUUUGGACUCUUGGUGAUCCAUUUAAACUGUUUAAAUAGAGAAAUAUUCUUAGGUGCAAGCUAAGUCUGGCCUAUGAGCAUUCUUCAUAUAUGUCGACUAACAUGACUAGCAAAUUAUGUGAUCUUCUUCAUGGGAUGAAGCCAGUGAUAGUCAUGGUGGUGGUUCAAGCUGUACUUGCAGGCGUAAAUAUCUUCUACAAGUUGGCUGUGGAGGAUGGAAUGAGUAUGAGGAUAUUAGUCAGUUACAGAUUCAUUUUUGCCACAGCCUUUGUUGCUCCUCUUGCCUUAGUCCUUGAAAGGAAAAAUAGACCUAAGCUGACAUGGAUGGUUGCUUUCCAAGGGUUUUUAUCUGGGAUAUUUGGGGGAGCACUGGGCCAGAAUUUAUACAUUCAAAGCUUGUCUUUGACUUCCACAACAUUUGUUGCUGCAAUGGCUAACCUAAUUCCAGUUUUGACAUUCAUCUUGGCUACUAGUCUUGGCGUUGAGAAGCUAGCGAUUAAAACAAUGGCAGGAAAUGCUAAGGUGGUUGGCACUGUUUUGUCCAUAGCUGGAGCAAUGGUUCUUUCUUUUUACAAGGGAAGAGAGAUUAACAUUUGGUCAACCGACAUAAAGUUGAUUAAGCACAAUGAAAAUCACCCAGAAUUGUCACACUCACAUCAGGUGCUAGGUUCAUUACUAGCUCUAGCAAGCUGCUUGUCAUUUGCGGUUUGGUACAUAAUUCAGGCCAAGAUAGGUAAAAGGUAUCCUUGCCAAUAUUCAAGCACUGCUUUGAUGUGUGGGACAGCAUCAAUUCAGGCAACAGUAUAUGCCAUGUGUGUGGAGCGAGAUUUGUCUGCGUGGAAGCUUGGUUGGAAUAUCAGGCUUCUUGGAGCUGCUUAUACGGGCGCCUUGGCCACUGGACUAGUGGUUGCAGCUAUAACGUGGUGUGUACGUAAGAGAGGACCGAUAUUUGUAUCCAUCUUCAAUCCUCUUGCACUCGUAUUUGUGGCAUUGGUUGGAUCCCUGUUCUUGGACGAAAAGGUGUACUUGGGAAGCUUUGUAGGAUCAGUGCUGGUCAUAAUUGGGCUAUAUACUGCAUCCUGGGGUAAAACCAAGGAGAUGAAGAAGGAUGAAACUAAUUUGGCUCAAAAUGGCAACAUCAUAGAGACAGAGACAACCCAUAAUCAGAUUAGUAGUGUUUAAUCAAAUGUGUUUUGUCAUGCGUGGGAUGGCAAUUGGAAUAUCCUGUUUAACCUUCUUUUCCCAACCUGUUUGUCGUGUUCUUUAAAGCCGUGUAGUUUGCCUGAAAGAAUUGAAGUUUAGAUCAAAAGGAAAGAAAGCUAUUAGUCCCCCUAGAUGUGGCUGAAGCUGGUUGGAUAUUUUAAGGAAGCAAAAAUUCUUGUUCAAAAUAAAAAAGCCUGUGUGCCUAGGGUGGGCCAAUUUUUGGGCCGGUAUUUCAAUUGGCCCGGGCUUGGGAAUUAGGUUGGUCUCGGGCCUAAUUCUCUCUAAGGACAAAUUAGUUAUGUUUGGGCUCUCUAUAUGACUAUCAAUUGCAAAAAUCAAAUACAAAUCAUUCAGCAAAAGCAUUUAUUGAUAUCAUCAUAAAAUAUCGUGGUUCAGACAGUCUGAGACAGACUAUUCAUAGUUUUCAAGAGAUAGGGUCUAUGAACAAUGAUUUCGUACGAUCCUUGAUAUGAUUGUCUUGGCUAGCAUGACCAUCUCCAUACAAAUACAUGGCCUGAGCUGUCCUUGUCAGGUUUAUUGCGAUAUCAAUAAAAAGUGGAGAGAACUCAUAAUCUACGAGUUUUUCUGCAUUUAUUUUCUUCCAUGUUUCGUGAAUCAAAUGUCGUAUGUGUUGCUGUGUUUCUUUUUCUUAUGCGCCUGUUUCAUUCAUGUAACACUGGAUUGAUUUAGGAUUAUCUCCUCGCGUCAACUCAUCUUGACAUGAAGUAACACAAUUAGUUGAUCAUUAUAUAACCCAAUUAAUUAAGUUCAUCUGCACUAAACAUCGUUACAUUCCUUACCGGGGAAGUUCCCAGAUCGUUUGCCAAUCGUACAAUCAUGGAUGAGUAACGAAGUAUAUCUAGAUAUUUUGCUAAGCUUUCCAAGAUGUCAUUGGACAAGGGAGUUGUAAUCAGACAAGUAUGGACAAGCAUUGCUGGUGCUGUUACUAAAAUCCAUGAUUCCUUCAUGUACUCUUCUAGAGUUGGCGUGUAUUCAAUGUAAAACCACUUAGCCUUAGCAUUUGAAUAAAUCUGCCAACUGAAAAGCAUAUGCAACGCACAACAAAGAUUCAUCCAUCAAAAAAUAAUUAUAUGGAAUAACAGUAUAAGUAGAAGAGUUUGUCUAUUUUAUAGUUUUCUUCAAGCAAGGAAUAACGUAGAAUCCUUUGUUCUUUAGAACAUUGAAAGCGACUUCAUUCAUGGCAUUGUACAGAGUAAAGAAAGGUAUCCUCAUAUAGUCUGGAAGUUCUUCCAUUGCAUUCACAUCCCAUUUGAAAAUUCUCUAAAAACUUAAAACGGUUAGGAAACCAUGGAGUUUAGAGAUUUGAAUUUAUGAUCUAACGUUUGUGAGAGGCAUUGGUACCAUGAUUGACCUUUGAAUAGCGUUUGUAAAGAGUUGGAGCUCAUCCAAGCUACCGUAGACAUCAUCAAGUGCGGUGAGGGGUGCGUGGACCCUGGUUUCCAUUCUACUGUAGUAUCCAGAUUGAGGCUCAAAUGCCAUCCCAACAGACCAAAGAAAGUUCUCCAUCAAUCUAUCCCUUGCAAAGCUCAAUGUUUCAGCUACUCCGGUAGACCUACACCACCUUUAUGAAGAACAAAAGGAAAGCAUGUAUGAUUAAGUCUCUGUGCACUUAGUACUUGAUAUGCAUAUUUAAUAGAUAAUCGCACCUGGAAGCUAAUCGAAUAUCUUUUUGGUGUUGAGCUUGAACAAUAUUGAAAUCCAACUUGGCAAACUUAAGUAAAGUUGGAUUCAUACCUUGUGUUCUCUCAUAAACAUCAAUAAACCACCUAGCUUCCAAUCUUAGCAUCCUCCAAUGCAAUGGAAGUUCCAAGGCAUGACUCACUAGCUCGUAUAGAGCCCUCUUUUGUAUUAUAUCAAUAAUUAACAUUUUUUUUCCGUAUAGGUUACAAUGACAUUGUGUUCAGGACAAGGUGUGG
Molecule: messenger RNA, 4321 nt
Organism: Tripterygium wilfordii
Lineage: Eukaryota; Viridiplantae; Streptophyta; Magnoliopsida; Celastrales; Celastraceae
Product: WAT1-related protein At1g68170-like
Exons: 8
Coding region: 1272-2363 (363 amino acids)
Cellular component (GO): plasma membrane
Molecular function (GO): transmembrane transporter activity
Source: RefSeq, a predicted model, not a curated record